This is a messenger RNA of Epithele typhae, 1029 nucleotides long. RefSeq lists its product as uncharacterized. Gene Ontology annotation, biological process: positive regulation of triglyceride storage; lipid storage. The coding region runs from base 1 to 1029 and encodes 342 amino acids. NCBI's taxonomy places the organism in Eukaryota, Fungi, Basidiomycota, Agaricomycetes, Polyporales, Epitheliaceae. The record is from RefSeq and is a predicted model, not a curated record. Gene Ontology annotation, cellular component: lipid droplet; cytosol. The transcript is spliced from 3 exons.
AUGGCCACGCAAACCCAGGAGGCCCCCGCUCAGACCCCUGAGCUCACCAUUUUCACCCGCGUCGGCUCCAUCCCCCUCGUCGCCGACUCUCUCAACACCAUCAAUUCCACCCUCACCAACAGCCCGUACACCCGCUCCCCUUACGCGGCCGUCACGACCAUCUCGAAGAACGUCCUCACCUACACCGAGCCCCUUCAAAAGCGCCUUUCCCCCAUCCUCACCCGCGCCGACGGGUUUGCCAAUAAGGGGCUUGAUGUCGUCGAGGCCCGCAUCCCCUACCCCUUCCACGCCACCACCGAGGAGGUCAUCAAAGAUCUCAAGGCGAACAGCGACCACGCCAAGGACGUCGCAACGAAGACCAUCGAUGAGCGUGUCCGCACGCCCGCGAUGAACCUCGCGCAGGGCAUCGACCAGCGCUUCGCGCCUAUUGUGGACUACUUCGCCGUUGCCGUGAAGCAACUGCAACCGAACGGCACGGUUGAUAAGCCUGCCGAGACGGCUCCGGAGACCAAGUACCAGUACCAGCGCGCCUACCACCUCUCGAAGGAGUUCAGCGACCAGCUCUUGACGUACUCGACGGAGCAGAUCAACCAGAUCCGCGCCCAGAGCGUCAUCCUCCAGCGCGCGCAGGCCACCGCUCAGUCCCUGACUGACGUCGCGUCGUCGAGCUACGUCGCGGCACAAAACCGGGUACAGACGCUCAGCGACAACAUGCUCCAGGAGUUGCACAAGGUUCAGGCUUCCACGUCGGCGCUUCCCGGAACUCUACAGAGCGCGUUCCAGGACGUCUCGGCCAGCCUCUCGUCGACAAUCAACGAGCUCUCCGGGAUCCUGACGUCACCCGACCCUCUCCCCGAGAAGGCGAACAAGGUCCGCGAGACGGUGCAGGACCGGGUGCAGCCCAUUCUAGACACGGCCACGACGCGCGUUCAGGAGAUCCUUGGUGCGUUGAAGGCGCGUGUUUCGGAGGAGAAGAAGGAGGUGUCGAACGGCGCAGCGCAGGCAGCGAACGGCAACGGGCACGCGUAG